This is a messenger RNA of Chrysoperla carnea, 2133 nucleotides long. Its product is annotated as xylulose kinase-like. Gene Ontology annotation, molecular function: D-xylulokinase activity. The record is from RefSeq and is a predicted model, not a curated record. NCBI's taxonomy places the organism in Eukaryota, Metazoa, Arthropoda, Insecta, Neuroptera, Chrysopidae. The transcript is spliced from 9 exons. Gene Ontology annotation, cellular component: cytosol. Gene Ontology annotation, biological process: xylulose metabolic process; D-xylose metabolic process. Bases 336 to 1937 code for a protein of 533 amino acids.
AUUAUUUUCUUAAAAUGUGUUGUAUAGUGAUGACCGUAAAAGACCUCUUUACAUAAGAUUACAGAAUAAUAAUUUUUUAAAUCUAUGAGAAUACUUAAACGAACGGUAUAUCUGUAAUUCUGUACUAUUAUUAUGUAUACAAUUACUGCAGUAAACUACAUCUCUUUGUAAAUAAAGAUAUUACUACACAACUAUACAUAAAAGGAAUUUCCAGUGAAAAGUUCAACCACUCACUAUUAUUAUAAGAAAAAUACAAUACGGUUUUUGUUGUUAUUAAUAUUACGAAAAAAAGGUUUAAUGUUUAAUUUGUGUUUGAUCGGAAAAUUACAAGAGCAAUGGGUGUCGAUAAUAAUGAAUCAACAUAUUUAGGAUUUGAUUUUAGUACACAACAAGUCAAAGCAGUUGUUAUUAAUAAUAAUUUGGAAUUAAUCCAUGAAGCGUUCGUUCAGUUCGAUAAUGAAUUGCCAGAAUUUCGAACCCAUGGAGGUGUACACCAAAGUCGAGAACGAACAAAUAUUGUUACAGCCCCCGUUUUAAUGUGGGUCAAAGCACUGGAUAUGAUCUUUGAUAAAUUGACAAUAUGUGGGGUUGAUUUUUCAAAAGUUGUAUCAGUAUCGGGAUCAGCACAACAACAUGGAUCAGUUUACUGGCAAAAUGGAAGUAGUAAAGUUUUAGAAAAUUUAGAUUCCAGUCGAUUUUUACAUGAACAGUUAGUUGGAUGUUUUUCGAUAAGUGAAAGUCCAGUUUGGAUGGAUUCAAGUACAUCUGAAUAUUGUAAAAAAUUAGAAGAAUGUGUUGGUGGAAAGGAGAAUUUAGCUAAGAUAACGGGUUCAAAAGCAUAUGAAAGAUUUACUGGCGCACAAAUUGCUAAAGUUGCUGAUAAAAAUCCCGACGCCUAUAAAAAUACAGAACGAAUUUCAUUGGUUAGUAGUUUUGCAUGUUCGUUACUGUUAGGCAGCAUUGCUCCAAUUGACUAUGCGGAUGGAUCUGGCAUGAAUUUAUUAGAUAUACGUACAAAAGAUUGGCAUCAGCCAUGUCUGGAUGUUUGUGGUGAGAAUUUACGAGAAAAAUUAGGUAAACCAGUUCCAUCUUACACAAAUUUAGGUAAUAUUUCUACAUAUUGUAUAGAAAGGUUUGGAUUUAAUCCAAAUUGUAAGGUUGUUGCAUUUACUGGUGAUAAUCCAGCAUCAUUAGCAGGAAUGAAAUUACAAGAUGGAUGGCUUGCUAUAAGUUUAGGUACAAGUGACACCGUAUUUUUAUGGAUAAAUCAACCAAAAGUUGUAUCUGAUGGACAUAUUUUAUGUAAUCCAGUCAAUUCUGAUGCGUAUAUGGCUAUGUUAUGUUUUAAAAAUGGUUCCUUAACAAGGGAACGAUUACGAAACAGUUGUGCAGACGGAUCAUGGGACAUUUUUAAUGAAUUGAUUGAUAGUACACCAAGGGGAAAUUUUGGAAAUAUGGCUUUAUAUUAUGAUACACAAGAGAUCAUUCCAUUUUUAAAAGGCGAUUAUAGAUUCAAUAAAGCUGAUACUCGAGUAACCAGAUUUACAAGUUAUGAAGUUGAGAUUCGAGCAUUAAUUGAAGGACAAUUUAUUGCUAGGCGCGCACAUGCCGAAGAUAUUGGUUUCCAUUUAGGACCAGAAACAAAAAUUUUAGCAACUGGAGGUGCGUCUAAGAAUAAAGCAAUUUUACAAGUUUUAUCUGAUGUCUUUAACGCACCAGUUUAUACGCAGGAAACAGCAAAUUCUGCUGUUUUGGGAGCAUCAUAUCAAGCAAAACAUGGUUUAUACUGUAAAGAAAAAAGUUACGAUGAAAUUACCUCAGUGUUAACCCCACCAACAUUAGUUUGUGAACCGUUUAAAGAUGCACCUGAAUUAUAUGAUCCAAUGGUUUUACGAUAUCGAAAUAUACUUAACACGUUAUUAAGUGAGAAAAACUGAAGAUUGUGAUGCCUCGAUACAGCUUAAAUGAUUCUAAAUUAUUUUCCAUUCCUACUAUUUUUUUCGUUAAUUCUUCUUAAUAUAUUUUAACAUUGUUGCAUUUGUUAUAUGAUCUGAUUUUUCUUAAAACAGAUGCUUGUUUCUAAGAAACAUUUUUUAAAGAAACUCACAGUACCUCUAAUCUAUUUUAGCACAA